CCACCACAACCUCCUCCACAUCCUCCUCCACAUCCUCCCCCCACAGGCCUCACAAACACAUCCUCGACAAUCGCACACAUACCUGUAUUAAGACAGCAACAAACAAUCUACCCAGCGACAGCUACCCAAAUCUACGACCACCGCACAAGGAACACACCACUCAGUCAAAUCCCUCCCUCAACCUCGACAGAACAGCGAAACAGCACACAAUCAAAGCCAAACAAAACGAUAAAACAAGAAGAAAGAAGAAAGAAGGAUAAAAAUGCCACCCACAAAACAAGAACUCUCCCUCCUCAUCAACCCCCUCGUGCCGGAGUCAGUGCAGCAUAAUAACCGGACCCUCUCAACCCUCCACUCCCUAACCUCCUUCCUCCUGGGCCUCACAGCCGGAAUCCUCGCCCUCCAAUCAGCCACCGGCUUCAUCUUCUACCUCCUCGGCACGGUCUUCGUCUCCGCCUGCUUCCACUUCAUCCUCGUGAGCGGGUCGCCUGCUGGUGCGGGCGGGUUCUUCCCGGGCCCGAAUGGGGGCGAGAUUGAGGGGUUGGAUGAGAGGGGUGUGAUUCGUGGUGGUAAGGGUAAGGCUGGGGUGGUGAGUAGGAAGGGAGCGUGGCGCGAUGUGUGGUUGGGAGGGGGUGUGCUGGGCGAGGCGCUUUCGGGGUUCGUGUUGGGGUGGGCCGGUGUUGGGGGGUUUUGA
This is a messenger RNA of Aspergillus campestris IBT 28561, 694 nucleotides long. RefSeq names its product EMC6 family protein. The transcript has 2 exons. The coding region runs from base 263 to 694 and encodes 143 amino acids. Gene Ontology annotation, biological process: protein folding in endoplasmic reticulum; autophagosome assembly. Gene Ontology annotation, cellular component: endoplasmic reticulum; EMC complex; membrane. The record is from RefSeq and is a predicted model, not a curated record. Lineage: Eukaryota; Fungi; Ascomycota; Eurotiomycetes; Eurotiales; Aspergillaceae.